UAGUAGUAGUAGUAGUGGUAACAGCAAUCAGAUCAUCUCUCAACCUACUCCUCAACAAUCUAGCUCCGGGCGUGGGAAUCACCAAUGGCAGGGUAGAGACUAUUUACUCAGCUGGAGGGAAGGGCAGAACGGGUUCUCUUGGGGCCAGGCCCAAAGCUACUGUUCACAACGUGGAAUGAGAAUGAUAUCCCUGGAUUCUUCAGCUAAAGUUGAUCAUUUCUUUAGUCAGAUGGUAGGAGAUAGAUCACCCUAUUUCUGGGCAGGAGGACGGAUAUCUUCUGAUAAAAGGACACUGUCCUGGGAGAACGGACGCUCUGAGGGUAUACGGAAAGGACAACACCCAUGGUCAUUCACAGGGUCCAGGGGAGCGCAGCCUGACG
Eurytemora carolleeae is the source of this 380-nucleotide messenger RNA. RefSeq lists its product as uncharacterized. The record is from RefSeq and is a predicted model, not a curated record. Lineage: Eukaryota; Metazoa; Arthropoda; Copepoda; Calanoida; Temoridae.